AACGCAGGCGACGCGUGUCGGGGGGGGCUCUAGAGGGAGUCACGUGUACGGGUUCCCGCGGGCGGCAGUUGCCCGUCACGUGACUUGGCAAGAUGGCGGCUCCCACGGAAGGGACCGAUCUGGAAGCCUCCCUGUUCAGCUUUGAGAAGCUGGACCGAGCAUCUCCAGACUUGUGGCCGGAGCAGCUACCAGGUGUUGCUGAAUUUGCUGCUUCCUUCAAAAGUCCUAUCACCAAUUCUCCUCCCAAAUGGAUGGCUGAACUAGAAAAUGAUGAUAUUGAUAUGUUAAAGGAGCUGGGGAGCCUUACCACAGCAAACCUGAUGGAGAAGGUUCGAGGCCUGCAGAACCUGGCUUAUCAGCUAGGACUGGAUGAAUCUAGAGAAAUGACUCGAGGGAAGUUCCUGAACAUCCUGGAGAAACCCAAGAAGUAACUGCUGUUACUGGAAUUCAGGCAAAAAUAUCCCUGUCUGGAUCAUCUCACCUCUCACUGCAGAUCCAGCUGAACACUAUGAUUUCCUAAAGAGAAGGAUAAAGCUCUUGGCUCUAGAGCUACAGAAGCAAACCUCUUUACUGCUUCCACAGCUCUUCUCCUUACUGACGAGCAGCAUUCCAGACAUGCUCACAAUGAUUGCCAGUAGUUCCAUCAGCACUGAGACUUCAUCCAACCUUUUCGGCACCUGAUUGCCAGGAAAACUCAAUCCUAGCAUGCUGUGGCAAAGUUGUGCAGCAGUCUUUCUAUAAACCAUUCAAAGCAGUACAUCCCCAGUGGCCUCACUCAGUUCCUCUCAGUGGUGGCAUCUAUUAAACCAGGGCCUUUGUGAUGCUGGCCGGUACCUCUGGGUGAUGCAUUGACACUUGCAUGUGUCUCUCUUGCCUUAGGAACAGUGAUUCCAUGUGUGUAAUUUCCAUGCUGAAAGCACCAUUGCAGUACUAUAAGCAGGGUUCUGGAUGAAGACUGACAGUCCUGGGAUUGGUUAGUCCUGGAUCUGCACACUCGUACCCUGCUUACAAGACAUUACUCACACCCUUCAGAGGAGGAUGUCCUGCAAUCAAGCGAAGUCCUUCAGUCCUGUCUGUACUAUUCUGCUCUUCAUUCCACAAAUACUUGCAUCAGGUGCUAUGUGCACAGGGAGCUCCAUCUCGAUGCUAAACAUUUGUGUGUGCUCUUGUUAAACCUAGACCAAUGAACCAUAGGCAGUGAAUGAGAAAAGGUGGCUAUUACUGUAUCAUGAAAGAAAAUAUCCCUGUGGGAACUUCUGCCAGGACACAAACAGAUCUAUCAGCCCACUUUGCAAAUCCAACUCAGUGAGAGUCCGGCUGAGGUACUGGAGGAAGAUACAGGGUUGAAGGGCAAUAAUGUUUUCAAUUAUAGAGAGCUUCAAGAUGGAGCGACUGUCUUGUUCACACCCCCGUGGGGAUAAUCUUCAUAAACAGCAUCUGCAUGCUUACACUUGAAAAUAGAAUUCUGAUGUUUUCCCACAUUAUUAGAAAACAGCAGCCCCGGAACUUGCUUCACCCGCAAAUGUAGAAUGUGCACCCCAUUGAGGGGGAGAAUUGUACUGUAAACUAGUAUUCUCCUGUACAGAUUGGGUCUCAUUCAUCUGGUACUGGAGUACUUUUUAGUGCCUUGAGGCCCAUCUGGUACUGGAGUACCUUUUAGUGCCUUUCCUCUUUUAACAUGCUGCUGUGUAUCAGUCCUGCGUGUUCAGAUUUUAUUUUUCUCCAUAAGGUUGACACAGCUCUUAUUUCACUGUUUUCUUUUGCCCAGUAAAAUUAUGUAUUCUAGAGUUAACAAACUGGUUGUUCCUCGGGGCUAAAAAAUAGUACUAAAGUGUUGGUCCAAGAGCAGUUUUUUCUCUUUGUUUAAACAGUUUCAUACACAUUUUAGCAUGUGUGUCCUUUAAAUUUAGUUAUUCCCCAAUUUGCAGUUGGCUGUGAGGUGUGAAUUGAAUCGGGGCUGUACUUGUACAACAUCAUAUUAAUGGACUGUCCUUGAAGCAUCCUAUUCUUCUGUCUUGGGGCGGACUCUGAUUUUAGGCUCUGUGUGCAUUAGAGAGGAGCAGACUUCUGAUUUUUUACUAAAAUUUUUGAAGUCUUUCCAUCUUCAGUCUGUGGGUGCCUCCAUUUUGUCAACCAGAACUAGGCUAAAUUGGGAAAGCUCCUCUUCACUAAGCUUGCACAAUUAAGACCAUGUUCUGCAAAGACUUACUCAAGUGCUUAACUUUGAGCAUGGGGCUGUACUUGUAUGCUUGUCUUUGGAGAAUUGAGGCUUAACAAAGCACCUGCAUCUCUUGAAAGGAGGGGCAAUAGGAUAGUAGGAGAUGCAGAGAAGCUGAGAGUGGGGAGUCAGAGACAGGGAAGGGACUUGCUUAGUUGCUGGUCAGAAUGGCCAUAGAUGUAGCUUUGAAAGUAUUAAUUUAACUUAUAUGUUUGUUGAAAAAUAUUAACAUUUGUAUGUCUAGUUUGGAUGUGUUCUGUAUAUAUAGAAUGUGUGGCCCAAAAGUGACUGUUGUGAAUUUUGGUCCUUUUUUGCAUGUUAUGGAGGUCUGCCACUCCAAUGCAUGAGGUGUUUGGGAAGCUGAGAAGUAUAGAUGUAGACCUCGGAAGUUUGCCACGAAUCUGCAUGUCUAUUUUAUGAUCUGGCUGGUAAAAUAUCUCAAACUUCAAGUAGUUGGUACCAUAGCAUGUAAAAAAUCCUUUCUUCUACUCUCACCCUGUGCAGCAGUACUUAUCUUCUAACUACGGGCAGCAUGUGAUAUAUGCCUUAGAUUCAAGAUAUUUAUUGGUUGUGUACUUGUCAUGUAUAGAGAUAAUCAGUGUUGUUUUUUUUUAUUGGUAGUAUUUACAUGUAUUUUUGUGUGUUAGAAGAUUGUAAUCUGUCUGUCUGUUGCUCUGUGUUCUUAUAAUAAACAAGUGCAAAGCUUA
Molecule: messenger RNA, 2925 nt
Organism: Gopherus evgoodei (Goodes thornscrub tortoise)
Lineage: Eukaryota; Metazoa; Chordata; Testudines; Testudinidae
Gene: LIN52
Product: lin-52 DREAM MuvB core complex component
Exons: 6
Coding region: 93-431 (112 amino acids)
Biological process (GO): regulation of DNA-templated transcription
Cellular component (GO): DRM complex
Source: RefSeq, a predicted model, not a curated record